Linum trigynum is the source of this 4380-nucleotide messenger RNA. Lineage: Eukaryota; Viridiplantae; Streptophyta; Magnoliopsida; Malpighiales; Linaceae. The record is from the annotation of a GenBank genome assembly.
CUUUAGUGGUACUUAAGGUAUUUUACCCUUCUGUCGUGUCUCUUCCUGGCGUCUCCGGUCUCUCCCGCCGGCCAGGGAUCCAGAAUUUUUUUGGCGUUUCUUUCCCGGUACCAAGCGGCGGUCCGUUGCAAUGUUGCCUAGGAAAUAUAUUCCCCUCCAUCGAGAAAGAGGAUUUUUCAUCAUCAGCGAAUUUUCCAAUCAGAUUGGUGUGUUAAAAUAAGGGCCGGGCAAGGGCACCAGAUCCGCCCUCAUAAACCACGGGGUGUGCGUUAGUUAGCUAGGGUUUCAUCAGUGACGGAUCUAGAAAAUUUUAACAGGGUGUCCUUUUCAAAAAAAAAAAAUAAUAAAAUAAAUAAUUCAUAAAUAAAAAAAUAUCGGACUAGUAUAAAUUUUAACAUAAGGCCACGACGUGUUUUUAUAUUCGGAAAAAGAAAAAAAAAUAGGCUUGGUAAAUUGCUCAACAAAUCUGUAUAUCCUACUAGAGAAUAGUUCACGAACUGAUCGCAUAUGGAUUUCUAACCUUGUUAUUGAUGUAACUCAAAGUUGAAAAGAUUCUUUCAACACUUGUUGUGUAACCAUAAAAUCAAUUCAAAUUAAGGGUAGCCCGUAAUUAGUUUAAUUGUUAGGUUUUGGAAAUAGUCGGGGAUAAGGAAUAAUUUUUUACUAUUAUGUAGUGUUUAAAAUAGAACAACAAAUGAGUUGCAACUUAAUGGAGGAUAAUGUUUAAAAAAUAUAGUAUAUCCUAAGUUUGAAUAACACAGACUAUCGCUUAUUUUUUUUAAGUAUACGCAAACUACUACUGAGAAUAGUAUUAUUGUUUUAGGGGUGUCCCAAAUCACUAAUUAUAAUUUUUUGUAUUAUCGUUGUAGGGGUGUCCCAAAUCACUAAUUAUAAUUUUUUUUAUCCAUAUAAAACUAUUACCGGGAUUGAAUAAUCGUAUUCCCAAAUUUUAGAGUGUCUCGGGACACCCCUAAACCCUCAUGCAUGUAUCCGCCCCUGGUUUCAUGGGAAGAAGAAAAACCAACAAAAUUUAAAGCUAAGCUAGGGUUUAGUUUCUCCAGCGAUCGAGGCGCCGAUCGGUCACCACGUACGAUGACGGAGCUUAAACGCGCAACAGCGAGUCGUGAUCACGAUCACUUCCCGGAGGACCUGAUGGACGGAAUCCUGGUCAGACUUCCGUCGCCCUGCCUCCGCCUCUUCCUUUGCGUCUCCAAGUCAUGGUACCGUCUCCUCUCAAACCCUAACUUCAUCUACCGACACCUCUUCUUCAUCCACAACGACUACCGCCGUCGCGUCCCCGAUGACAUCAUGUCACGGAUCCCAAUAAUUUCGAGGGAUACUAAUCUUCGUUAUUGUUCCCUAUCCCGCGAUUCUUCUUGUUCAAGAAUCGAAGUCGAAACCCCCUUUCGCGAUCUGCCACUGCCAACAGUAGCUGCUAACCCUAGCGUGUUUAAGUCAUAUUAUCACGAGCCUCCGAUCGUUAUGGGCGCGUGUGGCGGCUUGAUUUGCGUCCGCUACACGGGCUUCCACAGGAACCGUAUCGGUCUGUUCGAUCCAGCCACAUCGGAGAUGAAACUGCUGCUGCCCAGAGUAAACGACGACGAGUUCCCGACGCAUUGGAUAGCGUUCGGUUUCGGGUUCGACGGGGCGACCGGGGAGUACAAAGUGGUUAGGGUUCGUAAGCUCUCAGCUGGCCACGCGGGGAACAGAACGUCCUCGAUCCAUGUGUGGAGUAGCGUGACAGGAGGAGGUUCGUGGAGGAAAGUUGAGCAUGAUCGUGGUGUUGAUGAUAGUACGUUGCCGCUAGGUUUAUCGGAUUCGCGGGAGGAGAUCCCGCAGCACUGUCCUGCGGUGAGGCUGGGUGGGAGAAAAGGCAAGUGUUUCUGGGCAGGAUGGAGGACAACGCAUCUUAUAGUGGUUUCGUUUGACAUGGCCCGCGAGGCGCUGGAGGUGAAAACCCUAGCCACGCCUCGCUGCUGUGAUGAUGAUGAUGAGCAUCGGCUUCCUAAAAUUGCUGACCAGCCCGUCGUUUUCAUGUUGAAGGAAGAGACGCUUGCUAUCUUCCAGUUGCACGUGCAUGGCUACUCCAAUUCCCUUGACAUAUGGGUACUGUUGAAUAAUGUUGGAGAAUCUUGGUCCAAGUUGUUUAGCAUUCCCACUACUACUACUACUUCAUGGAGUUCAAUAAUGCUAAUAAUGAGGCCCAUAGGACUGUCGAGAGAAGGGGAAGUGAUUCUUUGGGGUCGUCAUGCCCCCGCGGCGGUGCAUGUCCUGGAUCCUACCACGGGGCAAAUGUAUGCUCUGCCGAUUGGAGCUUCUCAGUAUCAUGUGCAGCAGCUUGCAACCUACGUUCCAAUGGAGGAGGUGCCAUUGUUCGGAUGAAAUCAUAUUCUAGUUCUACACUAGUCUUAGAACACAUGGAUGUUGUCUUUGUUUACUAUUUGGACUAUUUUGUCGAUGUUAUUAUGUUUUGGAGUUUAGUAUGCAUUUUAUAGUAUGCUAGUGGAUUAGCUGGUAAUUCCUACCACAGGGCAAAUGGUAUGUAUAAUCUGCCAAUUUCCCAGUAUCUUGUACAACAUCUUGCAGCCUACGUUUCCAAUGGAAGUGUCAUGAUUUGGAUGACUAAUAUUGUACACUAGCCUACGUUUCCAAGGGAAAAUGCAAACAACAACCAGGUGAUCGAUCUGCUGAUCGGGCACCUUGUUCUUACCAGUUUGUUGUGCUGCGAGAGAUAAUCUUGUUAGAGAGGGUUGACUGAUCUGAUCAUCAAAACUUGCUUGUGAUAUUAGUUCUGGAUGUUCUCUCAUCAAAUCAUAUAUAAUAGCCCCAGUAGAGAGAUUUCAAGAACAAAGAAUCCAUGUUCCCAUAGAAACACACACACACAACACAACCAAGAGCUUGAAAGGACACCAGACCAGGGGCGGACCCACGGGGUUUUAGGGGUGUCCCCGGACACCCCUAAAUUUCGGGAUAAUGAUUAUCCAACCCCCGGUGGUAAUUUACGUAUAGACAAAAAAAUAUAAUUGAUAGUGAGAGACACCCCUGAAAUUUGAAAAAAUGAUUAUCCUACUGUCAUUUGUGCAUAAAAAUAUAAAUGGUAGGUUGGGUAAUUCAAAUCUAGAACACUAUUAUUAUUAAUAAACUUAAUUUCCGUCGAGUUACAACUCAUUUGUUGUUCGAUUUUGAACAAAUGUGUGAUAGUAAAAAGUCAUUCCAUAUCUCUAAUUGUUUUAAAAACCUAACAAUUAAACUAAUUUCAAUCUACCCUUAAUUUGUAUUGAUUUUAUGAUUGUACGGCAAGUGUUGAAAGAGUCUUUCAGCUUUGGGUUACAUCAAGAAUAAGUUUACAAAUCGAAUAUGCGAUAAGUUCUUGAAUGAUUGUCUAGUAGGGUAUAUAGAAAAAAACAUUAACACUAUAAACACCAAGUGUAUUCUACAAUUCUACAAAAAAAAAAAAUUAAUCUGUACGAGUAAGGUAUUUUCAUAUUUACAAUUUUAUUUUUAUUAAUUAUUUUAUUUUUAUUUAAUUUAUUUUUUAAAAGAGGACACCCCUGUGGAAAAUUUCUCGGUCCGCCACUGCACCAGACAGUUUGAUCAGUGAAUGAAACACAAAGGGCUCUCGUCAUGUCGAUCCUUCAUUACCCAUUAAAGCAUCCAAGCGCCGCUAUUGUUGUUAACAGGUCAGGUAGAGUGUGCAUUUGUUAUAAACUCAAAUCGACCCGGUCAAAGCGAGUUGAACACGGUGUUCACGAGUUUUGGAUCGAGAACGAGGCUUGCCCAUUUUAACAUUUUUUUACUUCUCUUUUUCGUUUUUGUUGAGAAUGACAAUUGAACCCAGACCCAAUGUUGACGAGUUUUGUAUUGAGAGUGAGUUUGAUCCGCUUUUAUAAUUGACAUGUUUGGUCGUGAAUUCUUUAAAAACUUUGUUCGACCAAGUCAAAGCGAGUUGAACUCACCGUCAAUAUUUUUUUAUUGGGAAUGAGUUUUAUCUACUUUAGUGUUUUUAUUUAUCUUUUCCCUGGUUAAGAAUGACAAGCGAACUAAAACCCAAGGUAUCCAAUCUAAUUCAUCUGCUCAAAACGACUACAACCCAAUAUUAACAAGUUUAUGACCGGGACUGACUUUUAUUCGCUUUUUUAAUUGGCAUGUUGGGUCAAGUGUGAAUUUAGUUAAAAAAAAUUGGUUCAACCCGGUCAAAUCGUGUUGAACAUGUUGUUCCCGAGUUUUGGCUCGGGAGCAAGUUUCAUCCGCUUUAGUGUUUGUUAAUUAAUUUUCCUUUUGACUGAGAAUGCUAAUUGAACCCAACCCGAUCAACGCGAGUUGAAUCGUCUCAAACCUGAGAUCAUCCCCGAAAAUCCAUAAAAAAGAGAAUCAAGAUAU